UCCGGCAUCUUAACCAUCUCUUCAAUCAACCCCCAGAUCUGAGUCUUAGCUCCGUCCAAGUACCAGAGUUCCGGGCAUGGCGCAGGAGGAGGUAGAAGUCGCCCCGGCGGUCGGUGAAACCUUGGUCGAUCCUUCCAGUGCUGAAGCCCCGGCGGAAGGCGGCGCGGAGGCUGUGGACGCGCAUCCGGCCGCCGAUGUCAAUCCUCCCAAGGAAAAGGAGCCCAAGCCUAGGAAGAAGCCGUCAGGCCCCCGAAAGCUCUCCUCACACCCGCCCUACGCUGAGAUGAUUACCGAGGCGAUCGUGACGUUGAAGGAGCGUGCUGGAUCGAGCCAGUACGCGAUCGGCAAGUACAUCGAGGACAAGCAGAAGGAUCACCUUCCUGGGAACUUUCGGAAGAUCCUCCUCAGCCAGCUGAGGAGGCUCGUAGCUGCUGAAAAGUUGAAGAAGGUAAAGAAUUCGUACAAGCUCUCCGGUGCUCCGGCCGCAUCUUCCUCUGCUGCCCCGGCCAAGCCAAAGGCAAAGCCAAAGUCCAAGUCGAAGCCGAAGCCGAAGCCUAAGCCUAAAACCGUCACGAAGAAACCCAAAGCGAAGCCUGCUACAGCCAAACCCAAGGCUAGCCCGGCAGCGGCCAAGUCCAAGUCGAAUCCUGCGACGGCCGCCAAUCCCAAAGCCAAGUCGGCGCCUGCUGCUAAAACAAAAUCUAAUUCGCAACCAAAGGCGAAGGCUAAGCCAGCAAAGGCUGGUAAGUCCAAGGUGCAGUCUGCUCCGCCAGCGGCGAACACGAAGGUUAAGCCUAAAGCACCAGCCGCGGCCAAACCUAAGCCGAAGCCUAAGCCAAAGUCUACGGCCGCAAAGUCCAAGCCAGCCGUGACACGAUCGAAAGCCAAGUCCCCUGCACCGCCUUCUAGGGCGCCAAAGACGACGAAGGGCACACCUUCGAAGAAGCCAGCGCCGCCGAAGAAGGCUCCGGCCGCAUCCAAGAGGAAGGCGGCUGCGCCACCGGCGAAGAAAGCUCCGGCGAAGAAGGCGAGGAAGUAGUCCGAUGAUUUUAGUUGUUUUAUUUUUCUUUUGUUAUGUCUUUGUCGAAGUGGCAGUUUAUGUAUAUCUGGCCAAGUGUUAAGGGUACGAUAAUGAUGUCGAAGGUUCGUUGUAUCGUAUUAGUUAGAAGAAAGAGAGUUUAGCCCUCCGCUUACUGUAGGAGGGGAUGUGUUA
Messenger RNA from Zingiber officinale, 1213 nucleotides. RefSeq names its product histone H1-like. Lineage: Eukaryota; Viridiplantae; Streptophyta; Magnoliopsida; Zingiberales; Zingiberaceae. The coding region runs from base 77 to 1039 and encodes 320 amino acids. The transcript is spliced from 2 exons. The record is from RefSeq and is a predicted model, not a curated record. Gene Ontology annotation, cellular component: nucleosome. Gene Ontology annotation, molecular function: structural constituent of chromatin; double-stranded telomeric DNA binding. Gene Ontology annotation, biological process: nucleosome assembly.